Molecule: messenger RNA, 489 nt
Organism: Zingiber officinale
Lineage: Eukaryota; Viridiplantae; Streptophyta; Magnoliopsida; Zingiberales; Zingiberaceae
Exons: 2
Coding region: 1-489 (162 amino acids)
Molecular function (GO): nucleic acid binding
Source: RefSeq, a predicted model, not a curated record
AUGGCGACCGGUCAGCAGAAGUUCCUGCUUGUUGCGGUGGACUACUUCUCCAAAUGGGUCGAAGUCGAGCCCUUAGCCAAAAUAAUUGAGCAGAUUGUCAUCAAGUUCGUAUGGGAGUGGUGCGAGGGAUAUGGUAUCCAGCAGGCCUUCACUUCCGUGACCUAUCCGCAGAGCAACGGGCAAGCUGAAGUCACCAAUCGGGAGAUCAUUCGAAUCCUUCGUGCUCGGCUCGACCAUAUCGGAGGUAGCUGGGUUGAUGAGCUCCCAAGUGUGUUACGAGGUAUCCGCAUGACCCAAAAGGAAGGCACAGGCAUGACCCCCUUCCACCUGGUAUACAGCGGUGAAGCGGUCGUCCUGGUGGAAGUCGGGGUAGAAUCCGAUAGGGUGCAGCACUACGACGAUGGGAACACUGAGCGGAGGAUGAUGGAGCUCAACUUGGUGGACGAAAUGCGGGUGAAAGCCGUCGUUCGGCUGACGGCCUACGGAUAA